UUUCUAAAUGCAUAUAAAUGCUACAUAGUAAUCAAAUAUUUUUUCCCCCGUGGCGUUACCUUUAAAAUCUCAAUUUUUCUGAAUUUCGGAACUUAAUUCUCCUUAAAUUUUUCUCUAUAAAAAGAGUGGCAACCCGAUUAUGUGUUAGGUGCUUAUCAGCGAUUUUUAUCUUUUUAGAAUAAGUUUUAUAAAUAUAUGAAGCUGAGAAUAUCCCAUUUUCAUUGGUCAGAAUUGAUGGGUGAUUCCUCUGACAGUUUUAAAAAACUUAAGAAACCAAUUAAAGGCUAUCCUCCGAAACCUGUUAAACCUCUAGACUCGGACUGUUGUGGAUCUGGAUGCGUCACAUGCGUUUUUGACUUAUAUGAAUUAGACCUGGAAAGAUGGCAAAAGAAGUGUGAUGAAAUCGAAAGCAAAGUGGCUGUUUUCGAAGAUGGCGGUGUUAUAAAUGUAUACGAGUAUAAACAGUUCCCUAUCGUGGAUGUUGUACGUGUUUCCGAUGCGAUUAAAAUUUUCAAAUUUGAAAUACCUGAUAACAAAAAAUUGCAAAUGAAAUGUGGUGAGCAUCUUGUCGCUAGAUGUACAGACCAACAUGGUAACUAUAUCAUCAGACCAUACACACCAGUGAGUAAACUGAACGAAAAAGGUAGCUUCCUCAUCGCUGCAAAACUAUACGAGAGUGGUAAGAUGUCCAGUUGCAUGCUUAAUUGGAACAUAGGCACCUUAGUGGAAUGGAGGGGACCAUUUGGAACAUUCGAAUAUUAUCCUAAUAAGUAUAAGAGAUUAUUGCUACUUUCGGGCGGCACAGGAAUAACACCGGUGUUACAGAUUCUGAACCAAGUGUUGGGAAACGAAGAUGAUGUCACAUACAUUUACGUCAUUCAUAGUUCACAGGAUGCGUCCAAUAUUAUAAUGCUAGAAGAGUUACGUCAGUGGAAUGCGCAUUGGAACUGCGAUAUACGGUUUUGCUUAACAGGGACUUCUAAAGGUGAAAUGAAAUAUGGUGAUCGGGUGUAUCAUAAAAGGAUAGAUAGACAGGUUUUGUUGGAAGCGGUGGAUCAAAUAAGCAGUAAAAAUAUAUACGUGUUAAUCUGUGGGACUCGAUUGUUCAAUAAAGAUAUGUGUAAGCUCCUACAGAGUGUUUACGGCAUAGGCGAGGAAAGUAUUUCUUACUUCUAAAAGUUAAAUACAUGCUACCUAAAGCUUUAAUAAUCUGGACGUUAGUCAAUAAAUUUUAAUAAGAAAACUACAUAAAAACAAAUUUAAUCUUUUCACGACUCGAAAGACUGAUGCAAGUAUGCUAAGGAGAACUUUGCAUUGCACCGCACUGCUGCAUGGUACGCAUUUUCUAACGAACUUGUAAAAACUUGUUUUGCUGAGGAUUGUCGUGUAAACGGCAUGAAACUUUAAGUACCGAACAAAGUAGUUUUUUUUCUCUACAACAUAUAUAUAUAUACGCUCUGUAUUGCAGUUAUACAUUGAGCACUCUCUGACGAAGAAGUUUUAAAAGACCAUUUCGGAGAUUAUGCGCCAUUAUGAAUUUGCGGAACUCGGUGAUGCAAGUUGAACUUUGGACUUCACGUUUUAUUCAGCCAUUUGCCUUGCGGAACUGCUGGCGGCAGGACAGUUUUGAUUUUUGAUAUCUGUUUUUAUCUUUGUGAUACUAAUUUUAUGAUAUAUAUUUUGAAAAAUACUUUUAUUAGGCACUUAUUUGUACUUUUAAUUUCUUUUUGUACAAUAAAGGCAACUUAAUAUAUCCUAAAAACCUUAGAUAGCUAGAGGUCUCCCAAAAAUGCUUUUAGGACACUGUACUGCAGCUAGCUAUAAGGCUGUAAUUAGUAAUUAAUGCUUGGUUAAAGGUAAUUUCAUUUUAUAUUUAGAUAUUUAAAAAUGUGUAGCUGCUUUGUGCAUUAUAAAGAUAUUGGCAUUGGAUUUUAAACUUGGAUUAUACUUUACUUUAGAGAGAAAUUUUUGAUUUUGGAAAUACCUUGCUGGAUUUGGACUUGAACUUUGUUUUUCGAUUUGUAAAGAAAUGUUUAGGUUGUAAUACUUGUAAAGAUCUAGAGAGUUAUAAUCCAUUGUCAAAAUACUUGUCAAAACUCUAAUGUUAUUUAUUCUUAAGGUGAAACUUGCAAAAUAAAUAAAACUCGCAAAAUAAUCUGGCUUCUUCUCUAUAAUGGAUGUAAAAAAUUUCAAUACACUGCCCAUAGAGAUACGGUAACAGAUUCAGUCGCAGAUUUUAGGAGUAGAGUCAUUAGUCAUUUUAAUUGCAAAUAAUUUUUAUUAUUUUGAUAUUUUCAUAAUUUUGUUUUUCGGUGUAUGUUUGUCCCUUGAUUCGUCUACUUAAACACUCCUAUCUUUGAGUCUUUCAAGAGUGGUAUCAGAAAGAAUACCUGUCUCUCUUCCCUGCUUUUGCUAUUGCCCUAUGAUUUGUUUGUACGCUUCCCUUAUUGAAAAAUAUCAAAAAGGGAAAAUGAUGAGUUCAGUUUACUAUACUAAAGUGGUAUUCGAUUUUUUGUUUUCUAUGUUAUUUGUUUCAGUCACAAUGUAUAUUUUACAUGAUGUUUUGUUAUAUAUAUACGUAUGUCUUUAUCGCUUUCUUUAUCAGGACAUGCAAUUAUGGCAGUAAUUUAUUAAGUGUAAAUAUCUAUGAUAAAUAAAUAAAUUACUCUGUGAAGCUUGUUUAAAUUAUUGGCAUAAUAUCCAUUGCAGAAAAAGCUCUGGCGAUUAACUCAACUAUUACUCAGUCCACAAUAAGUGAGUCAGCUUCCCCACACUAAGUUCUAAACAAUCCUCAUACGUUGUAAGAGCUGACAAGAAGUCAGUCAGCUGCCUCACACUAAGUUCUAAAAAAUCCUCAUACGUUGUAAGAGGCAUAAUUCGAUCGUAAAAAUACGUUUAAAGUUGAUUAAAUAUCCACUGCAGCGUUAAAUUUUAAAUGUACUAAGUCAAAAAUAAUAAAACACACUCAGUAUCCCUACGUCCUACAUGUAUAUUUAAUUGCUAUUUAUAAUUCAUUAAUAGAUCAAAGCAAUACGCUUAAAUAAAUGUUGUCUGGUGUUAUCCCCUGUUACUUAGGUAAAAACAUUACGAAGACCUAAACACGCUAAGAAUGUAUACAAAACUCGUUUCUUUUUGUGUGUUUUUAGAGAGUUUUCUACUACGGCAUAUACGGGUUCAAAGUUCAACUUGCACCACCGGGCUUCGAAAAUCCAUAAUGGCGCAUAAUUUCCGAAACGGUCUAUAAAGUUGAUAUACGGGUUCACUGAAUAUUUCUUAGUUAAACCAAGGUUUAUAUAAAAUUUCAUAAUUCCCGUUUCUGAAUACUUUCUUAUGUUUACAAGAUGGCGUCUGGCAGCAAACCUCAAGGUCCAUGUAAGUAAACAUGCUUAAAAUCAUAUUUCAUACAGUUCAUACAGUUUAUUUGUAGGUUGUUCAUGUCUACGAACAAGUUUUUUACUCUAUAAUUUCUUCAUAAACUCCAGAUUUUAGACUGUAUCAUAUAUGAUAUACUAUGCAACAUCUAUCUAUCUAUUUCUUUUAUUAUCCCUAUUUGAUGCCCAUACACACAAAUAGCCUUUUUAGUGAGUAUAUUUGAUGUGUUUAGCAUAGUAAUUCAUUUCUAGAUAAUUAUUUUUAUUUUUAGCAAUCGGCGUAAGAUCAUUUUAUGGGCGAAAACCUGUCGGCGUUAACCGAGUACAACCAUUUGUAAAUGUUAGGGGUAUUUCUGAAACAAAAGAAUCUUCUGAUGACGAUCUUGAUUCAGACAGUGAAAAUGAAUAUUACAAUGCUGAAAACCAACAAGAUUUAAUAAUUGAGUCAACCUCAUCAGAAUAUGACGACUCGUCAAGUGAAAGCGAUGAUAAUUUGGCACUGAGUUCGAUUGGGCUACCUCGAAAAAACAGCGGCAGAUGCAAAAAAAAAAAACUGCUACUGCAAAAAAAGAUACCGAUUAAUUGGAAGAAAAAGAAUGUUGAUGUAAAGGAGAACUAUGAGUUUAAAGUUGACUACCCAAAUGAACUAGAUGAUGAUUUGGAGGGUCUUGGAUCAGAGCUUUCGUAUUUUUUCUACCUUUUCCCUAAAGAUUUGAUCGAAGAUAUUGCACGCCAAACUGUUUUAUAUUCAGUUCAAUAGAAUCCAGGAAAACCUGUUGAUAUCACAGAAGGUGACAUUGAGAAAUUUAUUGCGUAUGUUUUUAUAUAUGUCAAUCGUCAAGUUACAGAGUACUCAAGAUUACUGGUCGUCCUCGAUCGGUAUUCCCCAAGUAGCAAAAGUGAUGACAGUCAACCGCUUUGAAGAAAUAAAACGUUUUAUUCAUUUUAGUGAUAAUGCUUCCGCUGAUAAAACUGACAAAAUAAAUAAAAUUUGCCCACUGUUUAACAAAUUAAAUGAGCAACUUUGAACAAUACCUAUUCAAGAAAGUUUAGCUGUUGACGAACAGAUUGUCCCCUUCAAAGGGCGGCACUCCAUCAAACAAUAUAACCCUAAGAAACCACAUAAAUGGGGCUUCAAAGUUUUCGUUUUGAGUGGCGUUUCAGGUUUUAGUUAUAAUUUUGAAGUUUUUACUGGUGGAGCAGAUAAUGUAUGUGUCUAAAAUGAGCCUGAUCUUGCCGCAAGCAGUAACGUUAUUCCUGAAAACUGCAAUUACAAACUUUAUGUUGAUAAUUGGUUCAAUAGUAUUCCACUAAACGUGUAUAUGUAUACAAAAGGUAUACAAAUAGUAGGGACCGAAUAGGAAAAUGUCCAGUUUCGUCAGAAAAAGAAAUGAAAAAGAAAGGUCGCGCAACUCAUGAAGAACGUGUCGCAACAAUAGAUGAUGUUGAUGUCUGCGUUGUCUCGUGGUUUAAUAUCUAAUUAUCUAAUUUUGUUAGUAGCGAACCAACAAGAUAUUUCAAGAGGUUUUCAAAAAAAAGAAAACAAACAUAUCGAGAUACCGUGCCCAAACCUUGUUAUGAUUUAUAACAACAUAUGGAGGCGUAGACUUUUUAGAUUCGCUUUUAGGGUAUUACCGCAACAGAAUCCGGUCCAAAAAAUGGUAUCACAGAAUUUUCUUCCACUUAAUUGAUAGGUAGCCAAUGCUUGGUUUUAUUGAUAGGUAGCCAAUGCUUGGUUUUAUGGAGAAACCAAGAUCCAAAUGUGCCUUUAGUAAAGUUAAAACUAGCUGUUGUUGAUUUAUUGUGCCAUUACCAGAAAACUCAGAAUAGAAAGCGUGGUCGACCAUCAAUUGAUAAUGGCGUUGACCAUCUGGGACCUAAAAUACCAAUGCCCCAUCAGGAGGUCCGUACCGAUAUAUUUGCUCACUGGCCUGUAUUCAAUGAUUCUCGCACUCGCUGCAAAUACCAGAAUUGCUCUACCUUAACCUAUGUAUGUUGUGAAAAAUGUAAUGUCGCUUUAUGUUUAAAUAAGGACAGGAAUUGUUUUAAGAAAUUCCAUACAUGAUUUAAACAGAGUGCUUGAGUGGAUUAACAUUUACCAAUUAUAAAUUUAUUUAUACUGUAUAAUAUAUGUUUUGAUCUUCAA
Messenger RNA from Hydractinia symbiolongicarpus, 5517 nucleotides. Its product is annotated as NADH-cytochrome b5 reductase-like. Lineage: Eukaryota; Metazoa; Cnidaria; Hydrozoa; Anthoathecata; Hydractiniidae. The record is from RefSeq and is a predicted model, not a curated record. Bases 196 to 1176 code for a protein of 326 amino acids. The transcript is spliced from 5 exons. Gene Ontology annotation, molecular function: oxidoreductase activity.